CAUCAGCCAAUGAGCCGCACCUGCAGCGGUCCGCAACCACAAGAGGUGCGCCCACGUACGCGCUCCUUCGUGCGCAGCCCACACAGCAAUCUCAUCUGACCAGCUCCAGGUUCGCUCGCCCACGCGCGGACAGAUCACGUCACGUCACGUCCCAACGACCUUUCGAACACGAUGGCGUUUAAAGGCAGCAACGGCGUGGCCGUGGAGAGACGCGCGGAUCUGGCGUCCCUCUUCUGCAUGAUCGGGCGACACGGUCCGGCCGUCGCUCUGGCCGUGUUCGCCGUGGUGUCCGUACUGGCGGGUUUUGUCAUUUACCGAACCGUGAGGGGAAGGAGGAGGAGAAAAAAGAAGACCGCCGCAGGAAGCGAGACGGACCGAAAGAGAAGCAUCGGGGAGAGCGACGAGGCGGUGACGCAAUCAGAGCUAGAACCGCAAGCGUGUGCGACUUCAACAGAUGUUGAUGAUGAGGCAAAAGAGGAGCAUGAUCCCGCUGAGGCUCACCACCAAGUCAGACGUCGUGCUGCUCCUGCUGAGAAGAACUCGUCACCCUGCGCGACUGACAUCCAAACACGGUCCAACCAACAUGCAACAUCAUCGCGAGUGGAGUCUGCGUCUUCCACAGAAGCUCGCGUGUACUCCGAAGAGCCCAGUCAGAGUCUGCCAAGUGUUGCGUCAGAAAUACAGAGGGAAUCCGCUUCCGUUUACCAUCCAAUAACAAAAGAUUACACAAUUAAGGACGAAGAUAUUUCAGAUGGCAACUUGAAGGAGCCCGAGGCAAUUCAGGAUCAUAUGUGUCAAGAAGUAAGAACUCAUGUUUGUUGCUCAAAUUGUACUUUCACCUGAAGCUGGGUACACACACUGAGAAUUUUUCCUGAUAAUCAAAGUAGGCAAAAUGGUCACCGCAGACAUUACUGAGCACAAAAUACAACCCCCCACCAUAUUCAAUCAAGGACAUGCAAAUGUAAAACUUUUUUUGUGACAACAGUGACUCGGAUGACUCAAGUUUGAAUUUCAUGUUUUCUUCUUUAGGUAGAACAACCUGAAGAAGACCAGAACGUAAACACGGAUGCGGAUUCUUCCAAGACAACCAGACAAGAGCCUUUGUCAAGUAACGCGGAGCGCUUUGAGCAAACCCUUCCAAAGAGAGACAAAGAAGAUCAAAACAAAAA
Hippocampus zosterae (dwarf seahorse) is the source of this 1169-nucleotide messenger RNA. RefSeq lists its product as uncharacterized. NCBI's taxonomy places the organism in Eukaryota, Metazoa, Chordata, Actinopteri, Syngnathiformes, Syngnathidae. The coding region runs from base 172 to 843 and encodes 223 amino acids. The record is from RefSeq and is a predicted model, not a curated record. The transcript is spliced from 2 exons.